GUGAUGUGAAUGGGUGUGAAUGCCAGGGAGUCCCGUGGCGGUUUUUAACCUCAUGGGAAGAAAGGUGACGAUGUCAGAAAAGGUACUUGUGACGGGCGGAGCCGGCUACAUAGGGAGCCACUGUGUGCUGGAGCUGGUCAAGGCCGGCUACGCCCCUGUGGUCAUUGAUAACUUCCACAACGCCAUCCAAGGGGACAACAUGGUGCCCGAGAGUAUUCAGCGGGUGAAGGAGAUUGUGGGUAAGGAGAUCCCAUUCCAGCAACUGGACGUCCUUGAUGAGGCGGGUCUCCAUGAGCUCUUCGAGAAGCAUCAUUUCUCCGCCGUGAUGCAUUUUGCAGGCCUCAAAGCCGUUGGAGAGUCUGUCCAGAUGCCACUGGAAUAUUACAAGGUGAACCUUACCGGGACCAUACGGCUACUGGAGACCAUGAAAGCACAUGGAGUCAAGAACAUUGUAUUCAGCAGUUCAGCCACAGUCUACGGCGACCCUGCCUACCUCCCCAUUGAUGAAAACCACCCAGUCGGAAGCUGCACCAACCCUUACGGGAAAUCCAAGUAUUUCAUUGAAGAGAUGAUCCGAGACUUGUGCAAGGCGGAACCGGACUGGAACGCCAUUCUCCUCCGAUACUUCAACCCCAUUGGAGCUCACAAGUCGGGAAGGAUUGGAGAAGACCCCCAGGGCAUCCCAAACAACCUGAUGCCCUAUGUUGCCCAGGUGGCUGUGGGACGCAGAGAGUACCUGAGCAUAUUUGGGAAUGGUUAUAACACACUGGAUGGGACAGGUGUUCGGGAUUACAUCCACGUGGUGGACCUCGCCAAAGGCCAUAUUGCAGCUUUGAAGAAAUUCAAGGAGAACUGUGGCUGUAAGAUAUACAACCUUGGAACCGGCACUGGCUACUCAGUCCUGCAGAUGGUGAAAGCUAUGGAGAAGGCAUCGGGAAGAGAGAUAAACUACAAGAUUGUUGCACGUCGGGAAGGCGAUGUGGCCUCCUGUUAUGCAAACCCGGGCCUAGCUGAACAGGAGCUACGCUGGAAAGCUGAGUUUGGCCUGGACAAAAUGUGUGAGGACUUGUGGAGGUGGCAGUCACAGAACCCCACUGGCUUCAGCAAGAACUAGCACCUGGAAGAUGUUUCCUGUCCUCUCCAUCACUACCGUUGAACUAAUCCAGUCCCAAGGGCCAAUUCACUCCUUGCUCAGGGAAGAUGAUGG
Molecule: messenger RNA, 1207 nt
Organism: Rhineura floridana
Lineage: Eukaryota; Metazoa; Chordata; Lepidosauria; Squamata; Rhineuridae
Gene: GALE
Product: UDP-galactose-4-epimerase
Exons: 11
Coding region: 20-1114 (364 amino acids)
Biological process (GO): beta-D-galactose catabolic process via UDP-galactose, Leloir pathway
Cellular component (GO): cytosol
Molecular function (GO): UDP-glucose 4-epimerase activity
Source: RefSeq, a predicted model, not a curated record